AUGACCAGCAUCGUGUCGCAGUACAAGGAGAGGUUCCGAACCUGCGCAGCUGCAAGCAAGCUGCCAAUCUCAGCAACCACCACCAACCUCACGCCCCUGCCGUCCAUUAGUGGCUAUCUACGCUGCAGCGUUGAUGACAUCGUGCUCUCACAACACAUCUCCGUGCUUCGAUUUGACGGCAAACUUGUCAUGAUACGAGGUCUGCUGGCGAUCUUUGUGGUGGGAGCGCUGUGUCGCGUGUGCCCAGGGACCGUGGUGCUGGAGGAGGACGGCGCGGGCGCGUUUCACAUCAACACGAGCGAUCCUCACCUAGUAGGCAAAAUGCGCGUCGCACCAGCAACAGGAUCAAGGCCGCAGACAACCGGCGCCAUGAUGAUGGAGCGCGUGCUGGUGCUGGUCAUGUUCUUCUUGGCAGCUGUUGUUGGUGGUGGCUUGCUGCAGGUGGAUGCACGGCCGGUGAUGUCAGCUGCAGCAAACACUGUGGUGCGACGAGCCACGGGAGACGCAACACCAUGCACCAUUAGCUUCUUCGCAUGCCUCGGCCAGGAAACGGUGGAUGCUGCACCGUCUUUCAUGUCGUUUGCAGAGUGUGUGGUGGACAGUGGGCACCAUUCAUCCUCUGCACAAAGUGCGCUGGACAGCUGCGAGUGCAGUGCUGUCACACCCAGCAACAGCCUCACCUCAAAUCAGGACGCCUUCUACUGCUGGCUGGACUGUGCGCUGGAUACAGCAGAUAUCGAUUGCGAACGCACGACAACCACUACAACGACAACGACAACGACAACGACAAGGACAAGGACAAGGACAAGGACAACGACAACGACAACGACAACGACAACGACAACGACAACCACAACCACCACCACAACCACAACCACCACGACAACUACCACAACCACCACCACCACCACUACCACAACCACGACAACCACGAUAAGCACUUCAUCCAGCUCAACUGCGUUUGAUGUGCCGCGCCCUUGCUUGACCAACUGCAACCCUACCUUUGAGGAGCGCACUUUCAUCAGCACAACCGUGCCAAACGCAUUUGAGCUGCACGCUGCAGAUCUUGACGGCGAUAAUGACCUGGACUUUGUGGCAACUGUCAUGGGUGCCAACGCGUUUGUGCUCUUUGAGAAUGAUGGAACUGCAACUUUCACGCCCCAUCCGUUCCUGUCUGGUCGAAGCAAGCCACGGGACGUCAAAACAGGCCACUUUGAUGACGAUGGCGUCCUGGACAUUGUCACCGUCUCGGAGGAUGACGGCAUAGUUGCUGUCUCGUAUGGCGUUGACGGGUCACCCUUCACGUACACGACCUACGAGAUCCAGGACUCAAGCAUCGCUGUCGGUGCACUCGACGUUGCAGUCGGCGACGUCAACGGCGAUGACCUCUUGGACGUCGUCGUCGCCUGCCGUGACACGAAUCGCAUCGUCGCAUAUCUCAAUCAGGGCACCCGAGGUGGAUUUACGGAAGUGGUGGUUGACAGCAGCAUUCUUGGGCCAACGCGCGUGGCCGUUGUCAACUUUGAUGACAGCAGCAAUGCAACAAUCCUCGCCGCUGCACGCAACGAGCCCGUGGCAAGCAUCCCCCAGUACACCUUCGACGACGCAGGCAGCCCGUCCUUUUCGAAGGACACACUCGUCGCGCUUCUGCCAACCUGCAUCAGCGUCGUACCUGUUGAUUUUGACGGCGAUGGCGAUCUUGAUUUGUUCGCCGCGACAAUCGGAGGAGCAGACGCCAUCCUCUUCAUCGAAAACUCUGGUGGCGCCUUUGAACCUCCCGUGACCGUGUUUGACGCUGCGCGCGGCAUCAACUUUGUCGAAGCAACCAUCCUUAACGCAGAUCCAAGACCAGCUCUUGUGGUCGCCUCACGACGCGAUAACACCAUCUGGUUCCUGGAACACACCGCCAUCGCCUCUGCCAUCGACACAAACAACCCUGCACCCGGAUUGGUGGUGGAUGCAAAUGGCGUGAACCCGUCCGCUGUGAUUGUGGGCGACUUUGACGGGGACCUGGACCGCGAUUUGAUUGCAUCACGACGUGGCGAUGACAGCAUCCUCAACCUUGCCGCCGACCUGGGGAAGUUGGACGGGCUCACAGCUGCAGAUGUCAACAAGGACGGUCAUAUCGAUCUGAUUUCGUCGUCAUCCAGCGAGCUUCUGUUUAUGGUUCACCACAACGAGGGAGGGGGCGUGUUCACGUCCAUGCAGCUUGGUCUGGGCCGCCUCGAUCCCAAGAAGACAGCAGUCGGUGAUUUUGAUGACGACGGCUACAACGACAUCAUCACCAUUUCCCGGCAGGACGGCCUGUCCCUGCUCUUCUUUGGGACGGAGGACGAGGGCGUGUUUGAACAGCAGCUGCUCUCCGCCACAACGACGCGCGCAUUUGAUGUGCAGGUGGCAGACCUCGACAAGAACGACAUUCCAGACAUUGUGAUUGCACGUCAGGGCUCAAAUAGUAUCGACGUCUUCCUGUCGACUGGCUCAAGGACAGAUUUCACGCACGUCGAAGUGACAAACACGGCGACAUUCGUGACGUCCGUUGCUCUUGAUGACGUGGACGGCGAUGGCGAUGUGGAUAUUGUCACCACCCUCCGAGACUCGACGACGGGCGCACUCAGCUACUACGAGAACACAGACGGAACCGGCACAGCGUGGCAGCAGCACACCAUUGCGGCCACGCUCGGCGAACCCAUUGUCGUUGUCGCCACCCAUUUCAGCGAUGACGCGAACGUCCACCUCUUUGUGGUCUCUCGCCAGGAUGAUGCUGUGCAGUACCUCGAAGGAACAGGUGGCGGAAGCUUCGCUGCACCGAUUCAAGUGUUCACGUCUCCAGACAACAUCUACGACAUGCGUGUUGUGACCUCGCACGGCGACGUCGAACCAGGCUUGCUGGUGACAAGCCCGCCAGCGAACCGCGUGUGGGUGUUCAACCACGCCAGCAUUGCCACGUCCAUUGCCAGCGAGGGAGCAGACGAAGCGGUGCCAACGACAACGGUGACAGAUGUACUGAGCCCGCGGUCGGCGGUGCUGGCUGAUGUUGACGGCGACGGGGAUGCUGAUCUUGUCGUCUCAUCAACCACUGAUGGCACACUGCAGCUGCGCGACAACACUUGCUGCCCAGGACCAUCAACAACGACCACAACCACAUCACACGACGGGUCUUCGACGACAACCACAACCACAACCACAACCACAACCACAACCACAACCACAACCACAACCACAACCACAACCACAACCACAACCACAACCACAACAUCCACUUCAUCUUCGUCGUUCCUCAACUGCCCCAUCUUCCCCGAUGGUGGCUGCACUGCAGAACCAGUCACGCUGCCAAUUGUCUCCGUGAACGCCCUGCCUGGCUCGACGGAAGUGGUAGCACAGCUGGUCAACAACGAUGACCAACCGGAUUACAUCGUGUCUGCGACGGGGGCAGACGCCGUGUACUGGAUUGACGCAGACGGCUUCACAUCACCGGUCCACGAGAUUGCACGCAUUUCUGGCGGGCUGCCGUCUGCGAUUGCGAGUGGCGACAUCGAUGGCGAUGGCGUUGCGGACGUCGUUGUUGCCUGGACGGGUCUUGGGCUGGUGACGAUCCAUUUCAACGACGGCAACGGAGGCUUUAUCCAGUCGACCGUGGCCACAUCCCUCGUCUCAGGAACGCUGAACCAGCUGCAGACGGCCAACCUCAAUGGCGACGACUACGCUGAUAUCGCCAUUCGGGAUGAGCAGGGUGGGCGUGUCAUCUUGUUGCUGAGCACAGGCGAAGACAACGGCUUCACGCGCGUGGAGAUUACGACACCCGACAGUGGGCCGGCAAAAUCCAUCAAGCUCGCAAAUCUGGACGGCGAUGAGCAUGUGGAUCUAUUGAUUGGGCUCGAAACGGGCGUUGCUGUAUUCAUCAACUCUGGCUCCGGCACGGAGGACCGCUUCAUACACACAUCAACCAUUGCCACGCAGUGCAGGCGUGUAUCAAGCAUUGCGGUUGGCGACCUGGAUGGAGAUGAUGACAUGGAUCUGGUGCUUGGGUGUCAACGCGACAACGACGUGAAGAUGGCGGUUCGCCAGUUGGGCGGUGUUGGGUCAUACACCGUCACAAAGAUUGCAGACAGCAUCCGCCGCGUCUUCUACAUGGAGCUUGCAGACAUCAACCAGAGCGGGUUCAAGGACGUGGUGUUUGUGGAUGAUCGCCACGGCAUCACAUAUGCCCUCAUCAACCUCCUUCCCGCCAACGGCCAAACCGAGCUUGCGUUUGACCUGAAAGAGAUUGACGCCAGCAUCAUUGCUGCACCAGCAGGCUUUGCCAUUGCAGACUUUGAGGGCGACGGUGACGCGGAUGUGGUGAUUGCGGGAGAUUCGCGCCUGUUUGUGGCAGCCAACACGUGCUGCCACGUACUGUGAGAGCUCGGAGAGAGUGUGUAAAGGUGUGUGAAGGGUGUGGAGUUACAAGCAACAGGCAGACAAGAAGUUCAGGUGCCAUUCACAACAAGUGGUGGUCUGGUGUGUUGCACUUUUUCUCUCUUCUUCACUUGUCUCCUCCCCUCGCCUCGAUUAGAAUGGCGUCACUCGGUGUGUCGCGUGCUCCUCUUCGCCACCAUUCGAUGUGCAUAGUUGUCCUAAAUCUUACAUAAAUUUUCGG
Molecule: messenger RNA, 4639 nt
Organism: Salpingoeca rosetta
Lineage: Eukaryota; Choanoflagellata; Craspedida; Salpingoecidae
Exons: 40
Coding region: 1-4401 (1466 amino acids)
Source: RefSeq, a predicted model, not a curated record